AUGGAGUCCCUCAUAUAUGAAAAUUCGCCUUUGGCCGAUUACCUCCAGGGAGAGGGAGACCAAGAGGAGAGCUGGCCCGUGGAAGAAACACUCAGUGAGGACGAACAAGCAGCACAGUCUACAAACUUUGCCCCGCGAGGAGCGUCACGCUUUCAAGACCGAGUUCGGAAUAAGCUGCCAAAGCCACUGGACCUGAAGAAUACGCGUCAGGGAGUGGUUGUUGAGAAGCUCUACGACGCUUGCUCGUCCGCACUCAAUGCUCGCCUCGGCCGAGGUGACAAUGAGAGAUUCUUGGAACAGUUCGGAUACGUUAUUGUCGCUUCUCAGCUUUUGAACGAACACAGCGCCCCUUCCUAUACAUCGGCCGCCGAUGUUGCGUCCGCGUCGCAACCCGCAGACCUUCCUUCUCUAUCCACAACAUUCGGACUUUAUGGUGCCGUCGUUACAGCCGCGACCUCUUUUUCGAUCGUAUGGCUACUCCACUGGGGACGCUCAAAGACAGGAUCUGGGAUCAGCCUCCGAAGAUUCGGUGUUCUAUUAGUUCUAGUUCCCGUGCUGGGUGUUUUAUUCUACGCCUUUGCCAAGAGACAGUGGCUCAAGUUUCUGAGGCACCAAGCGGUGGAUGCUGCAGGGACCUUUGUUGGAAACGCACAAGGAUUCGACUCGGCUGCAUCGGCCUCGGUGGUCUUCAUUCAGGAAGUGGAGCUCGUUUCAAGAGGAUAUAGGAUAAGCACCCCCUUGCCGCCAAUCAGUCGGUUCGAAGAUCAGGUCCAGACUCGACGCUGCUUGCGACUUCGCCGAGCUGUGUCAGAAUGCUUCUGGUCAAUGCUUGAUCGCUAUGUCCAGUCGCAGAAUACUUUGCGACCACUAAGUGACGAAGCUAAUUUGGCUAAAUAUUAUGAUAUCUACGACAUUGCGCUGGAUGAUCUCGAAGUGAUCGAGGCCAGUCUCUCCCAUCGAAAUAUGGAUGAUCAAUAUUCACUGCGCUCUUUACGAGAUCUCUUUGGCAAACUUUAUAGCAUGAGAAAGAGCGUCCUAUGCUGUCUGCUUGCACUGAGUGCCGAUGGAGGUGGCUCAGAUAUUACGAGAUGGAGUGCCGCUGUGGAGGAAAUGCGCGAACUUGCUGCAGUUACAGGGUUGAGUAUGACCAAAAUGUCUAAUAUACUCAACGAAGAGGAUAGGGAUACAAUUCCUCCAUCUCCUCUGCCCUCGAUCUCUCCAAGCAAGGAGCACAUGCGCGCGCAAUUCCGGCGACUCAACUCCUUGUCACAAGGCGUCCGAUCCUUGCAUGCAAAGAUGCACAUUAUAUGCGAGGAGACCAAUGCCACUAUGGACCACUCUGACCCCAAUGACUUCGAGACCACGCUUCUUGCACAGUACGAGGCAAUUGGAAGCGAUCUCCGAGGACUGCUCCAAGAGUGGGAGACGAGCAAAAUUGCCAUCAUCCACAGCCAAGAUCGCCUCAGUGCCACCGACCGCUCGCGGCCUUCAAGCACGACCUUGCCAGUAUCGCCCACGCCUAGCCUUGGUGGUGUCACGGCGGUUGAGGGUAGCCCUACUGACGCUCUUAAAGCCUUGAACGGUGACUUCCGGCCGGACCUCACUCACAGCUUUGAUGAUGAAGAAAUAUUCGAGGCUGUCGUUCUUCCCACUUCACGAAAUAAAAGAGCAUCGCUGACUCGGGAUGAGCGCCUGGCGCGUGUCCGAGAAGAACGUGUGAGACAAGCAACCGCUCGAGAGAAAGUGGACGCCAACACGAAUAUGCUCAAGGAAUUGGAGAUGGUCAUCAAACAACGCCCUGGCAACAAUUCUUCCAAACGAGUGACAAUGUUGGAAGCCCGCCUCGAACAAGCCAGUCUGCUGAAGCGCGUCGUCGACGCGAUCAAGGACCUGGUCCAGGACUGCAACUUCGACUGCAAUGACUCUGGUAUCGCCCUCCAGGCCAUGGACAACUCCCACGUUGCCCUGGUCUCCAUGCUUCUCCGCGCAGAGGGCUUCUCCCCAUACCGCUGUGACCGCAACAUCGCCCUCGGUAUUAACCUUGGCUCCCUGACCAAAGUCCUGCGUGCCGCCCAAAAUGAAGAUAUUCUGACUCUCAAGGCGGAGGACUCCCCCCGAUGCCGUCAACCUGAUGAGCACCUGGCCAUUCCUGAGACUGACUACGCCGCGUCCGUCGAGAUGCCCGCUGCUGAGUUCCAGCGCAUCUGCAGAGAUCUGAACGCACUGUCCGAGUCUGUUGUCAUUGAGGCCAGCAAGGAGGGUGUCAAGUUCUCCUGCCAGGGUGACAUCGGUAACGGCUCCGUUACCAUUCGCCAGCACACCAACGUCGACAAGCCCGAUCAGAAUGUUACUAUCAACCUCUCCGAACCCGUCGCCCUGACCUUCUCCCUUAAGUACCUUGUCAACUUCUGCAAGGCCUCCAACCUCUCCUCUUCCGUCACACUCCACCUUUCCCAGGAGGUUCCUCUGCUCGUUGAGUACAGCCUCGGUAGCGGUCACCUGCGCUUCUACCUGGCGCCUAAGAUCGGUGACGAGGAGUAA
Penicillium manginii is the source of this 2541-nucleotide messenger RNA. RefSeq lists its product as uncharacterized. The transcript has 10 exons. Gene Ontology annotation, cellular component: PCNA complex. The coding region runs from base 1 to 2541 and encodes 846 amino acids. Gene Ontology annotation, biological process: leading strand elongation; regulation of DNA replication; translesion synthesis. Gene Ontology annotation, molecular function: DNA polymerase processivity factor activity; DNA binding; myosin binding. The record is from RefSeq and is a predicted model, not a curated record. NCBI's taxonomy places the organism in Eukaryota, Fungi, Ascomycota, Eurotiomycetes, Eurotiales, Aspergillaceae.